AUGGAAACCGAAGAGAGAUUAUUACACAAACGUCAUACCACCAGUUGGCAUGAUCUGUAUACUCGAACAAUGAAUUCGAAUGAUAUUGUCUGGUAUAAUCCCUGCGGUGGACAUUAUAUUAAUAGCAAUAAUGUGGAUAAUAAAAAGACAAAUAAGAAGCCGCCUCUCAAAAAGAUUUUACGCACCCUUCAGAAGGCUACAGUUAAGGAACAUCAUUCCCUUAAUGCCCGGCAAUUGGUGGCAAUUGAUAUACGCAAUAUGAGUAUGUGGAAUGUUGGCUAUGAUAACAAAUAUAAAUUUUUGCCGCAAAUCGAAGAAAAAUCGAAUUUCUCUCUUCGUCGCUGUUAUCACCAAAUGCAAAAAUAUGUAGCCGGCUUCGAUUAUUUACAUCGAGCUCAACUGACCUGGGAUUAUAACAAGGGUAUGCAACAAAGUCAAACCUCCCGAGAGUUAUUGUCGCUGCGUAAUAAUGCCCGAACAAUUCUAUGUAAUAUUGAACAUGCCAUUAAUAAUACAACUACAAAAUCCAAGAUGGAUGAUGAUGCAUAUAAUCACAUCGCGCCCGUUUAG
Molecule: messenger RNA, 570 nt
Organism: Musca vetustissima
Lineage: Eukaryota; Metazoa; Arthropoda; Insecta; Diptera; Muscidae
Exons: 4
Coding region: 1-570 (189 amino acids)
Biological process (GO): cell surface receptor signaling pathway via JAK-STAT; embryonic development via the syncytial blastoderm
Source: RefSeq, a predicted model, not a curated record